AUGGGGAAAGCGAAGAAGCAUUCAAGAGGGAUACGAGCUAUCGAGCGUGAUGAAUUUGGUUACCCACGUGGAACAGAUAGUGAGAUGGAUGAGGAGGAGGCGCCUGUGAGGAAACGGAGUCGUUUUAGUUUGAAUGGUGGAGGAGAUAGAUAUGGAGUACCUAAAGAGGUUUUAUCUUUGUCGAACAUGUUAAGGUCUGAGAGAGAGCAUUUAGUUCAUAGGUUGAGUAUGGAGCUUGAGCAGGUCAGGGAGCUUAGCAAGAGGAUUGCAUGUAUUAGUUCAGAUAGGGUUAUGUUGUCUCCGUAUAGUGAUCCUCAUAGUUGCAGUGAUGGUGGGUCUAGGAGGGUGGUUACUCAGGGGAAAAAGCGUCGUCCUUUACGGAAUGAUAAGGUGCUGAGUAAGAAAGUUUCAUCAUCUGGUAGAUUAGAUGUUCCAAGAGGGUCUACAGUUGCUUCGUUGAUGAAGGAGUGUCAGACUUUGCUGGAUCGUUUAUGGUCGCAUAAGUUGGGGUUUCCGUUUCGGAUUCCGGUUGAUCCUGUUUUGUUGAAUAUUCCAGACUAUUUUACUGUGGUUAAGCACCCGAUGGAUCUUGGGACGAUAAGGAGCAGACUGCGUAAUGGAGAAUACUCUAGUCCGUUGGACUUUGCGGAAGAUGUGCGUCUUACGUUUUCAAAUUCCAUGGCUUACAACCCGCCGGGGAACCAGUACCAUAAAAUGGCUCGAGAUCUCAACACGUAUUUUGAGACGAGAUGGAAGACUAUAGAGAAGAAGAUACCUGUGAUGGAGCCACCGGUCAUGUCUCUAACGAGUUCUGCUUCUCUGGAGUCUGAAGUCCCGUAUAAUGUUGCACCACCAAGGAGGAAUACAGCUGUAGUGAACGAGAGCAAGUUGAGGGUGGAGCCUGCGAAGGUGGUCAUGACAGAUGAUGAGAAGAAAAAGCUAAGCCAAGAUUUGGAUUCGUUAGAAGAAGAUUUCCCACAGAACAUUAUUGAUCUCCUGAAAGAGCAAAUUGGCAAUGAUGACCUAUCUGGGGAAGUUGAGGUUGAGAUAGAUAUAGAGACGCUUUCAGAUGAAACCUUGUUCAUGGUUCGGAAACUCCUGGAUGACUAUCUAAAGGACAAGAAGAAAUCCCAGGAAAAGAGUGAACAUUGUGAGAUGGAGAUAGCUCAUCACUCUGGAUUCAGUAAUUCCACUCUGCAGCCUAGUAAAGGUGAUCUGCUAAUUGACGAGGAUGUUGACAUAAUUGGUGGGAAUGACCCCCCUGUUUCUAGCCAUCCCCCUCAGAAAAUAGAAAAAGAUGCUGCAUGUGGAAACAAUGAAUGCAGCAGCGCGAGUAGCUCCAGUAGGGAAUCAGGCUCUUCAUCUAGUGGUUCGUGUUUAUGCGAGCCUUCUUUUAUUUCUUUAGAGUAA
This is a messenger RNA of Eruca vesicaria subsp. sativa (arugula), 1410 nucleotides long. Lineage: Eukaryota; Viridiplantae; Streptophyta; Magnoliopsida; Brassicales; Brassicaceae. The record is from the annotation of a GenBank genome assembly.